Molecule: messenger RNA, 1885 nt
Organism: Carassius auratus (goldfish)
Lineage: Eukaryota; Metazoa; Chordata; Actinopteri; Cypriniformes; Cyprinidae
Gene: cmtm6
Product: CKLF-like MARVEL transmembrane domain containing 6
Exons: 5
Coding region: 163-726 (187 amino acids)
Cellular component (GO): membrane
Source: RefSeq, a predicted model, not a curated record
UCAACCUCCGUAGGAAGUCCUUCCUAGAAAACCGAGGGAGUGCGGAAGUUGUACACAAGUCUUUUUUCACACAAGUUGGUUACACAAAGGACGCGUGAACGGCAUAAACAGAGCACAUUAAAACAACCACUCGAGAUUUAGCUACUUUAUAAAGGCUCCAGUAUGGCCACCGCAGACACGGUGUACAACACCACAACGACCGCGCACGAGCCCAAAUCAAGCAAAUGGAUCAUCGUGCCUUCAGAGAACCUGGACAAAGUAAGAUGCGUGAUAAAAGUGAUUGAAGUGCUCCUUUCCCUUGUGGCUUUUGUGAUGGAGGAGGUGGUGUCCAGCUGUUUGCAAUGCGGACCACUCUACUUUUUUGAAUUUGUCAGUUGCACAGCCUUGCUCUUCACACUGUUGCUCCUCAUCCUCCUGGUCACACCGCUGCACCAGAGAGUUGGAAUUAACAGCUGGCCUACUCUGGAUUUUGGAUACACAUCAGUCAUCGCAGUCCUGUUUCUCUUUGCCAGCAUUAUUUUUGCGGCAGACAGUGGUCAAACGAGUCUGGAGCAAGGCGCAGUGGCAUUUGGCUUCCUGGCCACAGUGGCCUUCUUCAUUGAUUCGGGUCUGUUCUUAAAAAAUCGCGGUAUUCCUUGCCGGAAGGGAAACAAUCAACAAGCAGACAACACACCCAGACCAGAGAUUGAGAAACUCAAUGUUAAUGGGACGGACUCAGUGAACUGAAGCGUUUUACCAGCAGUCUGCUGCCGUUAUUUCUCUGUGUAGGGAUUGUUUUAUUUUGCCUUUACUUCUUUCACACGGAUAUCCUUUUUUUUUUAAGCAAACAAAAAAUAUUUUGGCCGUACAGAGUAUACUUUUGUAUCAUCACACACACACAUACAAAAAUCAUCAAAUCCUUGUUAGAGAGUAUGUGCGGCACAGGUUUUGACAGUUUAUACUUAUGAAUUAACAAGUAGAAAAAGAUGCACUGUAUUUCUUAAAGAAGUACUCAAUCCUGAUUGUUUUUAUAGUUCUAUAUGCAUUCCUGAAAUAAUAUAUUUUGGAGAAAAAUCAGGGUUUGAUCAGGUUGACCAUAAAGAUUUAUUAUUACCUGUUUUACGGCACAGGAAUAUGAAUAUAUUAUUAGAUAAGAGGCAAAAAAAUCAUGAAAUAUUUUGCACUGUAAACACAUGUCAUUAAAUUACUGUAAAGAUGUUUAGCGAGCUGUUGAAAUGAAUGAGGGGACAGCAAGAUGAAUAUGUUAUGGCCCUGUGAUUAUCAUGUUUUGCUCUGCAAGGGACGUCAGGGGUGUACAGUCAUAGAUUCGUUUUUUCUCUUUUAUUCAAAUGUCAUUUUUGUAUUGUGUGGAACUAGUUGUGUAUUUCUUUUGUGCUUUAUCUUGUUCCAUGUGAGCCCAGAGCUUGCUUUUUUAAGAAUGUUGAUCUAUGAACAUGAAGCGUUAAAUCGAAUGGAAGUUUAAUACCCUGACGGAUGUUCAUCUUUAUUUGGAGGUAUGAGCGUUCAGGCCCAAAUGUGUUUGUUUAAAUGCCCGUGGAGAUGAAUGGACUGCAAGUUUUCGGAGACACUAAUCAGCCUUACGCUUCCACCCUCCUGUGCUGUACAACUGACUGCUGCUUUCUGUGUUAAGAAUUGUGUAUAUUUUAAAUCCUGAUGCUGUGUUGAUGCUUUAAGAAAAGCCACUUUUUAUUAAUCCAUUUUAAGAUAUGGAUCAAUCAUCUGGUAAGUUUCAAUAUUGCUAAGGAUUUUGUUGAUUUUUAGUGGGUCUGUUUGAAUACAAGCAUUAUUUCUACAAAAAGUCACAUGGAACAUUUUACAGCACUGUUUUUAUAAACAUCUCUGCAUUCCAGUUAAGAAAUAAAUCGCUCCUGGGCACUAAAAAUCA